Messenger RNA from Cornus florida, 429 nucleotides. Its product is annotated as 24.1 kDa heat shock protein, mitochondrial-like. Lineage: Eukaryota; Viridiplantae; Streptophyta; Magnoliopsida; Cornales; Cornaceae. The record is from RefSeq and is a predicted model, not a curated record. The transcript is spliced from 2 exons. Bases 1 to 429 code for a protein of 142 amino acids.
AUGGCAUCAUCAUCAUCAAGACCACUCACCUCCACCUACUCUCUCAUGAAGCUACUCUCUCCACUGAAUGCCUCUCCAGUUUUGGUUCGUUCCUUCCGCCCCAACGCUAGUGCCAAAGUUUGUCCUCUGGUGAAUCCAUUUUUAAAAGAGGACAAGGAAGUGUUGUAUGCGAGGAUUGACAUGCCGGGGAUCAGAAGAAAAGGGCUGAAGCUGUGGGUGGAGGACAACUCUCUGCACGUCACGGGAGUGGAAGAGGUGGACGAUGAUGGUCCGGGCCCCAGGAAGUUCUCCGGCGCCAUCAACCUCUCUCAGGGCUCCUAUAAGGUGGACAAGAUCACGGCGGAGCUCAAGCGCGGUAUGCUCAAGAUCAAGGUCCCAAAGAUCAAGUUAGAGGACAGGAAAGAUAUCAUCCUCGUCAAUGUCGAAUGA